AUGCAGAAGACGAGCGCGGUUCGCCGACUCCCAUUGAGCCGGAACAAUCGAGCCCGGCGGUUUGUUGAUGAGUACUCCCAUUGGUUCAUUCCCUCAGGAGUGUCCUGGGGCCUUCAAAGGACUCCAGUCUCGAUGUCUGUGCCUCGAGUUCCGAAGGGUCAUUGUAUAGUGGUCUGUCGGGGUGCGAAUAUAUUAGAAGCACUAGAUGAAAAACCUGACUUUGUUGGCUCUUUUGACAUAGACCAGUAUGUUUUCUUCUUCUUCCGAGAGACCGCAGUGGAGUACAUCAACUGUGGUAAGAGCGUCUACUCUCGAGUGGCGAGGGUCUGCAAGAGAGAUACCGGAGGGAAGAACAUCCUCAGCCAGAACUGGGUCACUUACCUCAAAGCAAGGCUCAACUGUUCCAUACCCGGCGAAUUCCCAUUUUAUUUUAAUGAAAUACAAAGCAUCUAUAAAGUUCCUGGAGACAACACUAGAUUCUACGGCACAUUCACGACAAGUACGACUGGUCUCAUGGGUAGUGCGAUUUGUGAGUUCGAUCUGUCAGCUAUUCAGGCAGCGUUUUCUGGCAAAUUCAAGGACCAAGCUACUUCCAGUUCCGCUUGGCUACCUGUUCUGUCGAAUAAAGUUCCUGAACCGAGGCCAGGGCAGUGUGUCAACAACACAGAAACUUUACCAGAUUCUGUGCUGAAUUUUAUUCGAUCACAUCCGUUAAUGGACGCUGCUGUAGCACAUAGGAAUGAUAGACCUGUAUUCUACAAAAGAGACCUGCUCUUCACUCAUCUUGUUGUCGAUAUAUUGAGAUAUGAUGUGUUUGGUGACAAGCUGGAAUUCGUAGUUUACUAUACUGGAACAAAUCUUGGACGAGUAUAUAAAAUAGUGCAAUGGUACAAUGAAGAAGGAGAACCUCAGUCUGUACUUCUUGACAUUUUUGAUGUUACGCCUGGAGAACCUAUUAGAGUGAUGGAGAUUUCAAAGAAGCACAAAUCUAUUUACGUUGCAUCCGAUGAAAGAGUGAGGCAGAUAGAUUUAGUGAUGUGUAACCGCCGGUACGACAACUGCCUUAGAUGCGUCCACGACCCUUACUGUGGUUGGGACAAGGAUACAAAUACCUGCAAACCUUUCACACCUGGAUUGCUUCAAGAUGUCAGUAACAGCAGUGCGAGUGUCUGCGACAGUUCUGUUGUGAAGAAGAAGCUCUCUGUAACAUGGGGACAAAGUGUUCAUCUUGGCUGCUUUGUAAAAAUGCCUCAAGUUUUGGCGUCGCAGACCGUGACAUGGUAUCACUACAGUAAAGAAAAGGGUCGAUACCAAAUAGUUUACAGGGGUGAUAAAUAUAUUGAAACAUGUGAACGAGGAUUGGUAAUCGUGAGUGUUACCGAAGCAGACUCAGGCAGAUACGACUGCUGGCUCGGUGGAUCACUGCUCUGUGCAUAUAAUAUAACUGUAGAUACCCAUAGAUGUGCUCCACCUGGAAAGUCACACGAUUAUCAUAAAAUAUAUUCUGACUGGUGCCAUGAGUUUGAAAAAUACAAAAAUGCUAUGAAAAAUUGGGAAAGGAAGCAAGCGCAAUGCAGCCGACAGAACGAUACAGCAGCCUCAGCCAACCAGAACAGUCAUCCAAAUGAAAUAUAUCGAACUCCAAUAGUGUGAAAUUUCUUCUACCCUUAGAGUAAAUUACGAGCUCUCGUUGACAAAAAUGAAACUUAACUUUAUGUUUACCCUUCCUUGACAGACUAUAAUAAUUAUAUUAAUAAUAAUAAUUAUGAACAAAAAUUAUGAGGGUUACUCAUAGAUGCCCUUCGUCCCUUGAAGACUGAUAGUUCUUUUUAUAACACUAAUAUUUAAGAAAAACUAAUUUAAAAAAUAUUAGUUAUUUCUUACGAUUUUAGUUUUGUUUUUUCGGUUUUUCAUCUUAUAAAUCAAAAAUUAGUAAUUAGCUAUGUAAUGAGUUAAUCAAGAGAAGGCAUUUUUUUCAAAGGAUUAUUUUUAGAAUAUUUAAAAAAAAAACGAAUUGUUACUUGAGCUCGAUUUCGUGACGAAGGAAGAUAAAAAAUAGUGAUCUUAAUGAAUUAAUGCUAUUGAAACUACGAUGGUUUCAGUGGGUCUGUGAUAUCAAAACUUUAAAUAUUAGUGUUUUUAUUUGGUUAUUAAAAAUCCUAUUAUAUGGAAGUUAAAUAGGCAAAAGUUAAAAAAAAAAAAAAUGAACUAAGUGACUAUUAGAAUAGGAAUUGUGCGAGUUGAAGCUAUGUUUUCUUAAUGACAGUUUUUUUCUACUGUGUAAAAUUAAAUUUAUUUCACUACUUCAAUGGAAUAUUACCAGUUAAAUUAGAUGAUAUUUUAUAAUCCUGAAAUUCAGAAGAAAAUCAGAAUUGUAGGACUUGUAUUAUAUACAUAUAGUUAUAGUUUGGUUAAGAAUUUCAAUGUCCACCCACUCUUCGCACUAGAAAAGAAAUCCUGUCAUUAGGAAAACCCACCUUGUACAGCAAAUAUAAUAUAAGUUAAUGAUAUAGGUGUACUGGCUAUUGGCUCCAUGUUCUUCAUUGUACCUCGGUAUUGUAUUGUCCUUUCUCCGUUUUACUUUUUUUUUAUACUUUGUAUAUAAAUAUAUAAAUUGAUUGAGCGAUAACUUUUAUGAAAUCUAAGUAGAAAUGUAUUUACCUCUUGUAUAAAGAAAUUAAAAUAAAAAUAUACCAACUGUGGUAUGUAAUGUUGAUUAGUACAUUUUUACCAUUGGAAUGGAUUAAGUAAAACUGUGUAUAUAUUUAUAUAAUGUUUGAUUUGUUUUUUUACAACUUUAUUUUAAUUGUAUAUAACAAUAUCAGUUUUAAAAACUGAGAAUUGCUGGUUAAUAUAAUUCUUUGAACAUCGAUAAUUUUAGUUGUCAGUAUAUAUGUACAUUGUAUAUUUAUUUGAUGUUCCAGUGACAUGAAAAUAUUGUAUAUAAAUUUAAGUGCUAAAGUUCAUUCCAGAUACCUGGAGUAAGUUAAAAUGGUGCUUUUAAGUUUGUUUGGUAUGUUCUAUAACCUAUUGAUAACACUGCUCUACAAACAAAAUAAAUCUUUUUAAAAAAAUGUAUGACAAUCAGCUGCCAAUUAGUUAUUUAUUUCUAAUUAUUGCAUUUAGAAAUUGAACAAUUUUUUUGUUGGGUUUGUGAAUAAUGGUGCAAUUAAUAUGAAUUCAUUUUAAUAUAAAUAAAAAUCUUCUUUUAUUCAGUUGAAACUGGAUAUUAUUUAAUACCCCUUCAUUUAAAUAUUGGUCUAAAAAUUAUAACUUGUUAGAUACAUUAAAGAAACCAUUAAGUCAAGAUUAUGGAGAUCGAUUUUACUUUUAUAUAUUUAUUUAACUAAUUCAAUCAUUGGAAAAAUUGAUUGGAAUGUGCUAUAAAUGAAAUACCAAACAAAAAAUAGUUUUAUUUUAUUGAGUGUUGAAAUGUCGCCCUAAUUCUUAGGACUUCAUCAAGGUGGCUCAUCUGAAAUCUUCAAAACAAUUGUGACUUGUUUUAAAGGUUUAAAGCACUUGUUAUAAUGAUUUCAGACGUACCUUAUCAUGAAGAUGAAGUCUUAAAAUAUAGGAUGAGAUAUUGGUACAAAAUAAAAUAAGACUACUUAUCCGUGUGUUAUUUCAUCAAUGACCAAAUUGUUUCACUAGUUUUCAAUAUGGUGAUUGAGAGCAAGAUCACAUUUAUCACACUGUAUAUAGAAUCCCAAGGGAUGCCGGAAGUAGUCGAUUAUGUCCAAAAUUAGAUAAAAAUAACUACCAUUUGAUGGCAAUUCUAUGUAUUGGCAUUAUUAGUGGUUAUUAAAAUUAUUAUAGCUUUAAUUAUAUCAAGACUGUUGUAUUACAUCUGCUCUCUAAGGAGAUUUAUUUUCUCCUCUUACUCGCCUCUCAGGCUAUACAGGGUUUUUCCCAGCCUAGGGGUAAGUUUUAAUGCCCAUGUUAAAUGCCCUUCCAGUGUUGUGAUUUGAACUCAUAAACUUAAGUUUAUCACAGAGUGCUCCAGGCAACCCAACUUUGCUCACGUGUUAGCACGCUAAGCCACUUCCCAACCGCUCUCUAAAAAGAUUUUUAAAAAAUCAAAGAUAUUUUUCAGUUUGCCAUUCAGAGCCUAAACUAGAGGGCAGGGAAAGGGUUCUAGCUCUGGGAAAAAGAAUUUAGAGAGUGCCAAAUUCGAGUUGUUUAUUUUUUGGUUAAACAAAAAAUUUUGUUUCUGUAUUUUAUUGUUUUGACUUUCAUUCAAUCAAUAAAACGAGUUAAUGUUAUAACAUGAUGAUAUUUAUUGGAGAAGGAAAGGAGGUAAAAAAAGAAGGGUUUCAAAAUUAAGCUUACCCCUAUUGGUAAAAUGAGUGUAAACAUAUUUUACACUUAUCCACUUUAAAUUAUGCCAGAACACCUGCUUGGUAAAGUCCUAACUUCGACUAAUUGUUAAUUUAGCUCAUGAGUGCGUGGAAGUCCAACAAUAGUGAUCUAUUGAAGCAGUAAUAAUUUUAACAAUCAGUUAUAAUUUCAAUUAACCCCUCCUUAAAAGUUGGGUUAUGUUACUAACUUAAAUGUUCUGUGUAAAUGAGGAUACUUCUGGUGAUUUUCACCAUUCUUUGUGUUUCUAUAUACAGUAUGAUCAAUCUGAUCUUUUGUUCAGCCACAAUCUUGGAAUAUUACCUUGAAAUCGGUACUCCAAAUAAUAAUUAAUUGACAAUUCAUCAAAAUUCAAACUGAUUUUAUAAAUAAAUUCCUUGAUACUCCCAUAUUCAUAAUUUUUAUUCUAUGCUGUUGAUGUGAUUUUUUAAAUUAUUUUAAUUUACUUCUGAAAUGAUGUUGACUAAAUAUUAGUGCAUUUUUUUUUCUAAACAUGAUUGAGUUCUGACUGCAUUGAUUAUUUUAUUUUUUGCCUAUCUUGUCUUGUCAAUGAUAAAGCAAUAUUUUAACUACGAGAAUAAAUUCUUGUUAUUGUUAAGUUUUUAUUUUCUCUUAAUAAAAGUUUAAAAACACUAAUGAUUGAUACAGAUUAACAGUUGUAGUUAUUUUUAAUUUGGAAAAAAAUUCAAUAUUUUUUCCUAAAAUUUUGCAAUAAUACUACAGUCAAGCCAACGAGACACAACUUUCUGUACAUAUCUCAUGUGCCUUGACAAUGUUUCAAUAUUAUAAUUUAUUUUGCUUUAACUAAAUUCAAUUAAAUAUAUAUAUAUGUUUUGGUGUAAUGUCUUUGUAGAGCAGUGUAAUAGAUUAAUGUUUUAAAAAUUUUAUCUAAAAAACAACAAAAACAAAAAAAAAAAAUGCAAAGACAAUGCUUCGACUUAGGAUAGUUAAUAAUCUUUCCAUUCCUGACACAAUGAAUCUAAAAGAGACAACCAUCUUAUAUUGUACAGAAGCUAUUGUAAAUAGUGUGUAUUUAAAUCUAAUUAUCAAUAAUUUUUCGAUAUCCAAACUUCAAAAUGUAGACAAUUAUGGCAAUAAGUUGUAAAGUGUAAAUAUUUGUAGAAUACACAGUCGUAAAGGAACUUUUCGACAGGUUGGAAAAGAGAAAGUUGAUAUAACAGUCAUUUUAAGGAAGGUGAACCUCGCUUGGUUUUCACUUAAAGCUUGCUCUGUUUACAAAUGUUAUUGUUUACAAAUCCCUACUUUGGUUAUCAUGCUUAGUUUAACCGUAAUCUUGUAAGGAUAAUGUAAUCAUUAGCAGCCAUAAUUUAUCUAAAAUAAAUCUGAAUCUUUCCAAGUAA
Molecule: messenger RNA, 5717 nt
Organism: Nezara viridula (southern green stink bug)
Lineage: Eukaryota; Metazoa; Arthropoda; Insecta; Hemiptera; Pentatomidae
Source: the annotation of a GenBank genome assembly